This is a messenger RNA of Blastomyces dermatitidis ER-3, 2116 nucleotides long. RefSeq lists its product as uncharacterized. NCBI's taxonomy places the organism in Eukaryota, Fungi, Ascomycota, Eurotiomycetes, Onygenales, Ajellomycetaceae. The transcript has 4 exons. The record is from RefSeq and is a predicted model, not a curated record. Bases 376 to 1812 code for a protein of 478 amino acids.
AGCUCCAGCUCCAGCUCCAGCUCCCGUUUUUGCGCCGGAGCCUCCUUCCUCCUUCCUCCUCCUCCUCAACCUUGAAUCUUGCAUGGUUGAUUUGACUCCAAGAACUAUUUGUGGUUCAAUUUUGCUGUUUAUGAUACCCCAACCAACCCUUCCUGAUAUCCAUCCAUACAUCUGUCAUCCAUCGCUUUAAAAGGGUUACCCGUAGCGUAGCUAAUUGGCUUGUCUGCCCUCUGCGAAGCCCUAUAACAUAAACCCCCCCGCCUCUGUCUUCAAUACGGAGUACAUACAAUAAUAUCUAUAUAAACGACUCAGAAGACGACCCCGAAUUUUCGUAUUCUAUCUCCCCCGAAAAGACCAAACCUCUUCUACGAAACCAUGUCAGCCACUCUACCCGGAUCCCAGUCGCAAUCGCGGUUGCAGCAGUCCCGCGAUCAGUCACUGGACACUCUGACGGCCAUGGUCAACCAGACACUCAUCGAGACAGGCCGUUUCUUCCGGUCAUCGGGCUCCACCAUGCAAUCGCGCACGCAGCUCAAACGCACCCUGCCCCUCGCCCACGAACACUUCCAGCAGGCUUUGGAUGACUUGUCGGAGCAGAUUUAUAUCGCCAAAGCAUUCCUCGAGCGCGACUAUGACGCCGCCCUUCGACGCAAGUCUCUCCUGAGGCUGAAGAGUGGUGCGUUGGGAGAUGAGAAUAGUAAUAAUAAUGCUGCUGCUGCUACUAUGCAUGCGGCAAAGGAUGAGGGAAUGGCGAGUAAUGAUAUUGUGACGUCGCAGGCUCCGGCUUCUACUACUGCUACUGCUGCUGCCCCUUCCAAGCAGCAGGAACAGUCUUCUGCGGCUGUUCAAAUGCAGCCGCAAAAGCGAAAUCAAACUCAGAAUCAGCAACAAGUGUCGUCGAACGGGUCGAAGGCCGGGGGCCGUCUGGGGGAGCAGCCGUCGUCGUCUGCGUCUGCGCCACCACCUCUCCCCGCUACAACCACAGCCGCCCACCCCCACCCCCAUCCCGCCAUGGACUCAAUGACCUUCGACUCACUCUUCCCGCCCACUUCCACUCCCGCAGAUAACAAUAACAACAGCAAUGCCAAAAACAACCUCGACAUCCCCCUAUCCUUCACCGCCGACGACCUCACCACCAUCAACAAUAACGACGACGAAGCUGAGAACCAGGCUUUUCUGGGGCUUGGUACCAACAACAACAACAACACUAACAAUACCGAUAAUGAUAAUAAUAAUCACCCCAACCCGAACCCAGACCCGAACCCCAAUUCCAGCACUACUCCUAAGAAUAACAAUAAUAAUAAUAAUAAUACUCCACCCCCCAGCAACCCCCUCUUGUCCCUCUUACCCGGCCUAGAAAGCUACGCCAGCGCCGUCUCGGUAGAUGAGUUUGGUUUUGAGGGGUUAGGCGGUGGCGUUGGCGUUGGCGCCGCUGAUACCGCUGGUGCGGGUGCCUUACACCAACACCACCAGACGCAAAAUCAGAACCAGGACAUCGACAAUAACACCUUCUUCAUGAACAUGAACAUGGGUAUGGGUAUGGGUAUGGGUAUGGGCAUGAAUAUGGGCAUGAAUAUGCCGCAUGCGGGUUCAACAGCAGCAGGAGGAGGAGGAGGAGGGAUGGACAUCAACAUGGACGACCUGCCGCCGCCGACACACGCGGAGGGAGCGAGUUUUGAUGAUUUGUUUGUGGGUGGUGGAGAUGGGGGUAGGGAUGGGGGCGGCGGCGGCGACGGCGGCGGGGGUGGACAUGCGGGCGACUUUUUGGGGGAUGUGGAGAUUGGGGAGUUGGAUGAUUCGUGGUUGAAGUGAUGGUGUCUAUGGUGGGAUAUAUGAUAUGGGUAUGGUAGUCUUUGGAGGGAGGUGCUGGUGCGGGGUUUGUAUGGGGAUGGAGGAUGGGGGAGGGGAGAGAAAAACAGGGGCUUAUAUAUAUAUAUGUGUGUGUGUGUGUGUGAGUGUAUAUAUAUACCCGAUGCAUGGAAAUGACAAAAAGAAAACAAUGAGAUCUAUUUUCACAACUCCUUGUCAUUAUUUCAUAUUAUGUUUCAUAUAGUUGCAAUCCCAUAAUUUGUCAAAUUAAAUAUAAAAUAAAAUAAAACUAACCCACAACAACAAC